ACAACGGGACUUUAUGAUGCAAUUAGACACGCGUCUGCUCCAUAGUGCUCGUCACAAGAUUCUUGUCUCCCACUCACCACUCCUAAAAACUCUCUCUCGUCGUCGUCGCUUUUAAUCGAUUUCAUACGUAUUCUAAUAAAUCAUUUCCCGAUGCGUUCAAUGCAGUUUCAGACUCCUCAGAUUCAAUGGAAAAUCAUCAAUCACAUCCUUAUACAAAAUUGCAAUACCCCAGUCCUUUGAUAUCGUAGAAAUUCCAACUAUUCCUUUUGACUCUCUCUCUCUCUCUCUAUCUCAUCAAUCAGAUGGCACAAUCUCAUCUGAUUGUGUUCUUCGCAGCAGUCUCGUGUCUCGUCGGUGUGCUCAACGCAAGUUCCGGUGAUGCUGAUCCGAUUUACAAACCCAUCUGAAAUGACCAAAAUGUCUCCAAAACACAAACUGAAUCCUAUCGGCAGAGUUUAUUGGUGUAAUGAGCUGCUCGGCGGGAAGCUUGAAAUGUCGGCAUUGAUGAUACUGAAAUUUAAGGAACAGCAGCCAAGGAAUGAACCAGUAAGAGUUGGGUAUGUUCCGCAGAGGCGAGCGGUGAUGGGUGGCUGUUGGCAAACGCCAAAUUGGGGUGGGUUUGUUCCGACGUUAGUGAUGAUGGAUGACGUGAUUGUAAGGAGGCAUGGAAUGGCGAGAACAGGAGGCUAUGACCAUGAGUGGACGAUUAACGUGUCUGGCAAACUUACCGGUAGAAUUGUCUUCACAGGCAAGCAUGGAAAUGUCUUCACUGGUGAGCAUGGAGUGCACAGCGGCGAAAUAGGUCUAGCGAUGAUGGACAACAGUUCGAAGCGAAGUGGGUCUGUGGUGAUAAUGGGCCGGUAAUGGUGAAGAUGAUGACAUGGUUUUGAAGGCGACGGAUUGAGCAGCUCAACGUGGACGACUGUGUAGAAUGGCAGUGAGCUCGAAUGGGAAUGCUUGGUUGAUGGGUCGGCGAUGGUGAUGAUGGAUGGCAGUUUGAUGCCAUCUUUGGUUGUAUAGUGUGUUUGUAUGGUCGUCGAGGAAGGCAUGGACCAUGUUGUUGGCCAUGUCGAGGAUAUAGAAGCCACUGAUGAAGAUGACGAUGGCGCAGGGCUUGGGGGUCUUUUUUGCUAUAGGGUCACCGAGGAGACGGCCCAGGUCGGUAGAAUAGCUGAUGAUGAAGAUGGCAGAACAGACAAGAGCGGCGCCGGCAGCAAUGAAGGGGCGGUGGUGGCCGAUGCAGGAUGUGUAGCUGUCGCUGUAGUAGCCGGGGACAGAAUAUAUAUUUAUAUAGGGGCUUUUUUGUCAUUUAAGAUUACAGAUAUUUUGUAUUAAACAAUUGAGGGUGAAAUAGUCAAUUCACAUGUAUCAGAAGUGUAAAAGUAAGUUGGGGGUGUAAGUGAAAGUUAAAACCAAAAUUUUCAUCUAGCUGAAAUAUGACCCAACCUCAGGGGACGUCGGUGUAAUUUACCUUAAGUUUAAUUAUGUUAUUACAUUACAUGGUCCAUAGACAAAAACACAAAAGCUAAAAGUGCAAUAUUGUAAAUCCUAAAUUAGAACAAAGUUUACAUGUGGAUCCACGGCGCGUUGGGGCUCUCUCCAAGCACGAUUUGAUAUCAUUACACCACCCGUCACCCUAUUUUAAAUUAAUAAGUUCAUGAAUGAGAAAUUAAAAAAUCAUAAUGCGUAACGGGGACCAAAUAACUUAUAUUGAAUAACCAUUGUGGCCAAUGAUCAAAUUCAAAUCUCAAUUUCGAUAAAAAAAAAUUCAAACUAAAAACCAAAAAUAGCACUUUCGAAAUUUCUUAUCAUUUGAGCUGUCAGUACAAGUUGAACGUGCCAACAUCGUUCAUUAAAGUGAGUCAGAUUUAUAUUAAAAUAUAUGUGGACCGACGCACACUCAAUAAACGAGAGGGACCAAGGAUGCAAUUUGCAUUACACAUUCGUGACAUUAUUUCAAUUUAAUAGUGACAUUCAAUAGUUUAUCGCGUAGUCCCAGCAUGGACUUGGCGGGUGUACAUCUCCUUCUAAAACGAUGUGACACCACACAAGAUGUACAGCCACACACAGCCCACGUCUCCGGAGUCUGGUUUGGUGGUCCAUAGGCAUGUUGAUUCGAAUUCUCAAUAGCUAACAAAGUCUAAGCAUGCGCAUUUGAAAAUAUAAGGAGAUAGAUACUCCACAACAUACUUUUCUCCAGCUUACCCUUUCAACUAUUAAAAAAAAAAAAAAAAAAAAAAAAAAAAAAAAAAAAAAAAAAAAAAAAACUAGUAUUUUAUAUUUUCUCAAGUUGAAGGAUGGCUGAGCAAAGAGGUACUUUUAACAAAUUUAUUUUUGUAAAUAGAGUGAUAAUGGAUUUUUUUUAAUUUAAUUAUAUUUUAUUAUUAUUAUUAUUAUUAUUAUUAUUAUUAUUAUUUUUGUAGAAAGACGAUUUACAAUGUAAAUGUAAAUUUGAGUGAAGAUCCCAUUUUCUAGAUAAUGUCAGUUUUUAUACUAAUAUAUAAUUGAAUUUGAGAACAAAUCUUAAACUAUAAAAAAAUUAUAUUCAAAUUACUGAUUACUCAAAAUCAAUUUAUUAGAGAAAAAAAAAGAUAUCAAGAUGUUUAAGAAUUCAAGACCUUUAAGAAUGGUGGAAAGGAGUAUUUUAAACUCAAUUACGUAUUCAUUCAUAUAAACAAUGAUUGCAUUGCAUAAAAAAUUAAUUUAAAGUGGUAACUUAUGUGCACAUAAUGUCUUAGUUUCUCAAAAUCUUGACGUUAUCACGUACAGACUCCACCACAAAAAAACACAACAGUAUGAAUUUUUAUGAAGUAUGAACUUCUUUUUAAGAUUUCUUCAGCUUCACUUUUUGUAAAUUCUAUGAAGUUAUAGUGGUGCAUGGUGAGCUGGUCUUCUCAAAUGUGUGGAAGAUCAAGGAUCAUGAAAUGGAAAUUAUUACAUUUUUGAAUAAAUAGUUGGUAGUUUACCGUUUUAAAUAUGUUGGGAGAACAGAUUAUUUACGGACCAAUUUACCCUUGAGAUUAAGUUAAAAGCCUUUGAAAUUGAUGGGGAGAGGGGCACAGUGAGAGAGUGAAUUAGAUUAGAGAGGGAUUGGUUUGGGCAAAAAAAUAUUGAAAAAAAGGGUUCCAUGAGCCUUCCAUCUAUAUAGUAGUUUAUGGCUGACACACACAAAGAAACUCACUAAAAAGGAAAGAAAGUAAAAACAAAACAAACUCCUCUCUUUUUUGGCAAAUUGUUUGCACCAUUAAAUUUUUGAAUGAAAUAGGAAUUUUGAAUAAAAAGGAACUUUUUUUACGUGAAAAUAUUACUUUCGCCUGUUUUGGACGAAAACGGUUUGGGAGAAAAUAGGCAAGAACAAGAAACUAAGUUUUCUUAUACUUUUUCUCUCCUUCUAUCUAAACUCCAAAAAAGAAUUUAAAAGUUUUCUCUUUCCCUUCUUUUCUAAUAGAUUUCAUCUAACCAAACAAAGCUUAUUUUUCUCUCUAUGUGUGUAUAUAUCCUUUUUCUUAGUUUCUGUUUUGUAAAAUGAUUAGGCCCUUUGCACUGCUUAUUACGUACAACUGAUCAACUGGUUUGUUUCAAAACUUGUAUUAUGGAGUCAUGCGCCUGUUUAGAAUUAUGUACUUGAUUGUUUUCACCUGUGACGCCCGUGCCACCUAAAAAAAAAAACUUUAAAAUUUUAGUAUAACUACAAUUUGAGGACCUAAAUGAACAUUUAAGUAGUUCGUUAUUCAUUUAUCAACCGAUGUAGAAAAAUAAUAGUUUGUAUUUUUUUUUCUUUAUAUUUUUCUUUUUAUUGAACAAUUACUAAAUAGUCACCAAAUUUGCAACCCAAAAAAGGUCAUUCUACUUGUCAGUCAGCUAUUGGACAUUAUUUGGACACUUUUGAUAAUACCCAAGCUUGCACGGUGGGCUAUGAUGACUCGAAGUGUGUCCAACCAAGUCAGUGUAGCAAAGCAACACGGGUUGUUUGUCACGACCCGAAAAUUCUAACAAAAUACUCCGACCCCAUUUUUGUCAAGUCCUAAAGAUUCUAACAAAAAUUCUAAUAAAAUGCUUUGCUAUCAUUUUGUCAGAUCCAAAAUUC
Molecule: messenger RNA, 4087 nt
Organism: Cornus florida
Lineage: Eukaryota; Viridiplantae; Streptophyta; Magnoliopsida; Cornales; Cornaceae
Exons: 2
Coding region: 379-864 (161 amino acids)
Source: RefSeq, a predicted model, not a curated record